AUGUGGGCCGGAGUGUUGGUGGGGGGGGCCCGGGUGGCGGCAGGCAGGUGCCCCGCGCUGGGGCCCCGCCUCGCCGCCCGCUUUCCCCCGCAGCGGGCGCCCGAGAGCGGCCUGGUCCUGCGUCGGAGCCUGCACGCGACGGCGGCCCGGGCUCUCCCGCUCAUUCCCAUCGUGGUGGAGCAGACGGGCCGCGGCGAGCGCGCCUAUGACAUCUACUCGCGGCUGCUGCGGGAGCGCAUCGUGUGCGUCAUGGGUCCGAUCGAUGACAGCGUGGCCAGCCUGGUGAUCGCGCAGCUUCUGUUCCUGCAGUCGGAGAGCAACAAGAAGCCCAUCCACAUGUACAUAAACAGCCCUGGCGGCGUGGUGACCUCGGGCCUGGCCAUCUAUGACACGAUGCAGUACAUCCUGAACCCCAUCUGCACGUGGUGCGUCGGCCAGGCCGCCAGCAUGGGCUCCCUGCUCCUCGCGGCCGGCACCCCGGGCAUGCGCCACUCGCUCCCCAACUCCCGCAUCAUGAUCCACCAACCCUCCGGGGGCGCCCGGGGCCAAGCCACAGACAUCGCCAUCCAGGCAGAGGAGAUCAUGAAACUGAAGAAGCAGCUUUACAGCAUCUAUGCCAAGCACACCAAGCAGAGUCUGCAGGUUAUUGAGUUGGCCAUGGAGAGAGACCGCUACAUGAGCCCCAUGGAGGCCCAGGAGUUCGGCAUCCUGGACAAAGUGCUGGUGCACCCGCCACAGGACGGGGAGGACGAGCCUGAGCUGGUGCAGAAGGAGCCCGUGGGGGUGGCCGCGGCGGAACCCGCCCCAGCGAGCGCCUGAGAGCCGGACCUCCCCCUCCGGACGCCAGUGGAGGGGCUGCCGGGCCGCAGCCCUGCCCACUGCUCGCUGCUGAGCCUGCAGGGACCCCUUGAGGACCUCCGGAUCUGGGGGUGCCCCUGAGGGCGGGGAUCCUGGCUGAGACACUGUGAUUUUAAAUUAAAUCUUUGUAGUCUUUGC
This is a messenger RNA of Equus quagga, 996 nucleotides long. It is a transcript of the gene CLPP, whose product is annotated as caseinolytic mitochondrial matrix peptidase proteolytic subunit. Gene Ontology annotation, cellular component: endopeptidase Clp complex. NCBI's taxonomy places the organism in Eukaryota, Metazoa, Chordata, Mammalia, Perissodactyla, Equidae. The record is from RefSeq and is a predicted model, not a curated record. Gene Ontology annotation, biological process: protein quality control for misfolded or incompletely synthesized proteins. Gene Ontology annotation, molecular function: ATPase binding; serine-type endopeptidase activity; ATP-dependent peptidase activity.